This is a messenger RNA of Pimephales promelas (fathead minnow), 2394 nucleotides long. NCBI's taxonomy places the organism in Eukaryota, Metazoa, Chordata, Actinopteri, Cypriniformes, Leuciscidae. The record is from RefSeq and is a predicted model, not a curated record.
AUGCGAGUGGACCCCAGUCAGUCCGCACCAGACCUUCCAGCGAGCGAGUCCAUCGUCCGGGCACCUGCAAAAAUGCCAGCGGAAACCUGCCCACUCUGUCUGCAGUCGUACGCCCGGCUCGGGCAGCACCUGGUGGUCACCCACUGCGUCAAGAACCCGGAGGAGAGGAAGCUGCUCCUUGCCAUGGAGUCGGGGCGAGUGAACGCCCGUGCAGGCCUCUGCCCGCUUCCUGCGUGCGGGAAAUUCUCCAACAGGCUCGACCGCCACAUCCGCACCCACUCCGAGGUCACGGCGGGGAUGCAGGACGAAGCGCUCCGCUACUGCAAGAGGAGGGUGUGCCUCGAAAAGCUGACUGCCCUGAGGGCCUCCGACCCCGCUCCUCCGAUGGUGUCCACCCUCGACCUGGAGCAGCAGCAGUUCAUCGAGGAGGACCCGUCCAACCCCCAAGACCCAGAGACCCUGGAGGAGGAGGAGUGCGACAAGCAGGGCUGCAAGAACGUCAAGGAGCUCCUCAGGAACCAGGUGGUCGACCUGAGCAAGCAGGUCGACACCCUCAGCGAGACCCUCCGGACGGUCACCCGGAGGAAGAGGAAGGCGCCCCGUGGAAGAGACGUCAAGUCUUCGCCGGAGGCCACCUCCACCCCUCAGCAGCAGCAGCAGCAGCAGCAGGCGCCCCGAUCCUCGUCCGAGGAGAAGACUCCGGAGGGGGGCGAAGAAGAGAAGCCUUCCACCAGCCAGCAGCCGGAGGACCCGGGGGAGGAGCAACCCCACUACCCCGACCACGUGGGCGCGCUGAACGAGAUCGUGGAGGAGUACAGGCGCCACAGGGAAGGCCCGGACCCCGGCACCAAGCUGAAAGAGAACGUCGGCUGCCAGGUGUACCGGAUCAAGAAAUUUUUGGCGGCCAUGGCGAGGGGAAAACAGAACUUGGCGGACUUCCGUUUCCUGGACGACACGGCCAGGAUACACGGCUGGGUCAGCUCCCUCCGGCGGGCGAAGAUGACCGUGACCACCAUACAGCACUACGUCCUGAACGUGGGAUGUUUCAUGCGUUUCCUGUCAGAGACCCCUCCGCAGUCCUGCCGCUUAACAAAAAAAGCCCUGGUCGGCCUCCGCAGGGAGAUGGGGGCGCUCCGCAAAUCUAUGAAGCGGGGGGUGGCCGUCCACCAGACGCAGGUCAAGGAGGGCAAGGAGGUCAACAUCAUACAAAAGGCCACCCUCCGCAAGUGCAGGGAACUCGCCGCCAAGGCCAUCCCGGACCUUUUGACCCUCCUGGAGAACGAGCCCACGCAGAAGACCCUGUGGAGGCUCUACGGGCACUUUGCGGCGCUGCUCGCCUCCGUUUACGGCCACAGAGGGGGGGUUCUCCAAAAUAUAACCAUGCAGGAGGUUCUGGGGGCCCGCAAGUCGACCUCGGAGAAGGCGUACCUGAUAAACGUGGCCAACCACAAGACGAACAUGGCUUUCGGGUCGGCCCAAAUCGUCUUGACGGAGGAGGAGUUCGGUUGGGUGAAUCGACUCCUCCGAGUCAAAGAUGAGCUUCCCGGCGGAGCCUCGGCCAAGUUCCUGUUUUUUACCUCGACCCCGAACCCAUGCAAAAAUCUAAAUUCCUACUUCCAAGAGGCCUGGAAGUCCAUGGGCCUUCCCGGGUGCCCCACCUUCACGGACGUCCGCACGUCCAUCGCCAGCCACAUAAAAUUCACCCACUCCAACGACGACCGGGUCAAGCUGUCAAAGUUUAUGUGCCACGACACAAGGACGGCGGACAAAUUUUAUGUGGCCAACUUGACCCCCCAGCAGGCCAUGGAGCACCGGAGGCUCUUCGACACCGCCCUGGAGGGCGAAGAGAGGGGCUCCCCGUCGAAACAGCCGACCUCACUCAAACGCAAGCGGCCCGCGAAGGGGAAGGAGCCCCUCAAGAAGAAGAGGAGAGCUCCAGAGUCCUCGGACGAGGACAUGACUUCGGGCAGCACGACUCCAGAGGCGACCAAGAGCCCGGAGUACCAGGAGUCGGGGACGUCCAGCCCCGACUCCAGUGGGCACGAGGAGGAGGAAGAGGAGGAGGCCGAGUCAGGCGCAGCGGCGGUGGGAUCCCAAGAGGAGGAGGAGAAGGCCGAGUCAGGCGCAGCGGCGGUGGGAUCCCAAGAGGAGGAGAAGGCCGAGUCAGGCGCAGAGGCGGUGGGAUCCCCAAAAGGGGAAAAGGGGGGGAAGAGGAGACGACCACCCCAAAAAAGUACCCGCGGCGGAGAGGGAAAGCUACGGCACGUUUCCCCACUAAAAGUUAAGAAGGCCAUCUUUUCCCCCACCUCCACGACCCUCGUCGGCCUGACACGCCAAAAGGAGGUCUCCAAGAAGGUGAAGGAGGCCAUAAAGAAGCGCAGGCAGCGCAAAUAG